Messenger RNA from Nicotiana tabacum (common tobacco), 1530 nucleotides. RefSeq names its product protein Dr1 homolog. The record is from RefSeq and is a predicted model, not a curated record. Gene Ontology annotation, molecular function: protein heterodimerization activity. Lineage: Eukaryota; Viridiplantae; Streptophyta; Magnoliopsida; Solanales; Solanaceae.
GACGAAUACACCACUAUAUAACAACAUAAACUAUAUUUUGUCUUCUUACACUUUCCCACACCCUUAAGAUCUACGUGCAAACCACUCCCCGAUUAUCACUCACGAGCCUUUGCUUUAUGAGUCGCACGUCCUUACGCGCGCGUGGGUAUUCUAUUCAUUCAAUGCGCUUUACCGAAACUUAGCCCUAGACCACUUCCUGCUCUAUAUCGACCAUGAACAACCACCGUCUACGACUCCGAUCACCUACGUCGAUCCCUUUUUAUAUAUCUGCCAAUCGGCUGAAUUGCUACUGAAUUUUUAUUUAAUUCAAUCUGCCUGAAUCGCGAUUUUCUCCUCGUAAGGGUUAAAAUGGAACCUAUGGACAUCGUUGGUAAAUCAAAGGAAGAUGCUUCACUUCCCAAAGCAACUAUGACAAAAAUUAUUAAAGAAAUGUUGCCCCCAGAUGUUCGUGUUGCCCGAGAUGCUCAAGAUCUUUUGAUUGAAUGUUGUGUAGAGUUCAUUAAUCUUAUCUCCUCAGAAUCGAAUGAAGUUUGUAAUAGAGAAGGCAAACGAACAAUUGCACCAGAACAUGUACUCAAGGCUUUAGAGGUUCUUGGUUUUGGGGAAUAUAUAGAAGAAGUAUAUGCUGCAUAUGAACAACACAAGCUAGAGACCAUGGACACUGUGAGAUCUGGGAAAUGUAAUAAUGUAGCCGAAAUGACUGAAGAAGAAGCUUUAGCUGAGCAACAGAGAAUGUUCGCCGAGGCACGUGCAAGGAUGAAUGGUGGUGUUACAGGCCCCCCCAAGCAGCAAGAUUCAGAAGUUGGACAACAGAGGAUGUUUGCUGAGGCGUGUGCAAGGAUGAAUGGCGAUGUUACAGGCCCCACCAAGCAGCAAGAUUCAGAAACUGAGCAGCAGAGGAUGUUUGCUGAGGCGUGUGCAAGGAUGAAUGGCGAUGUUACAGGCCCCACCAAGCAGCAAGAUUCAGAAACUGAGCAGCAGAGGAUGUUUGCUGAGGCGUGUGCAAGGAUGAAUGGCGAUGUUACAGGCCCCACCAAGCAGCAAGAUUCAGAAACUGAGCAGCAGAGGAUGUUUGCUGAGGCGUGUGCAAGGAUGAAUGGCGAUGUUACAGGCCCCACCAAGCAGCAAGAUUCAGAAACUGAGCAGCAGAGGAUGUUUGCUGAGGCAUGUGUAAGGAUGAAUGGCGAUGUUACAGGCCUCCCCAAGCAGCAAGAUUCAGAAGCUGAGCAACAGGAUGUUUGCUGAGGCGCAUGCAAUGAUGAAUGGUGGUGUUACAGGCCCCCCCAAGGAGCAAGAUUCAGAAGCAAAGCAAAACUUUAAUAGCUAACUUCACUUUUUGUUGUUCUGUAGGAAAAGCAUCUUUAGUCUUAGUAGUGGGAUCUUUCUUCUAUUAUGUGGAAAAAGCUCCUGGCGCAUGUGUCGACUGUGAGGGCUCUAGUUCAGUUUGUACUCGAUGCAUUAUGUUCAUAUAUUAUGUAAAUUAGUAGGAAUUUGCUUCAGAAUGUUGGUUUAUGAGGGCUCUUGUGAGUA